AUUAGUUAGCAAAAUGGAGGUGCUCGGGAAGCAGAAGGUGUUGGCCAUGAUGAAGCUGAAUGGUGCUGGACAGCUCACCGGGUACCCCUUCGAGACGCCUUCAUCCUCCACCACAACACCUUCAGUACCUCCUUCCUUCCCACACUCAUCAAAUCCCAACGCCUAUAUGAAGCCAUCUCCACCAUCAGCUAUAUCAUCACCACCAUCCACAUCAUCGUGCUCCUCGGCUUCAGAGAAGAAAGAGUGUGCGGUGUGCAAGAACCCCAACUCCAGUGGAUACCAUUUUGGGUGUAUUGCGUGUGCCGCUUGUUCAGCGUUUUUUCGACGUACCGUAGUGCUUUCGAGGAGGUACUACUGUAGGAGGGAUCCAGUUGGCAACUCGCUGUGUCCGCUGGAUAGACGACACCGAUCAAAUUGUCGAGCAUGCCGAUACGUAAGGUGUAUCGAUAUGGGGAUGAAUCCGAGCAGCGUCCAAAACCUUCGAGACUCGAUCAAGCCACGGUCCCCAGCAGAAAUGAUUCAGGAAGCCGAGGAGGAGGAUAAAAAGGAGAAGCUCGACGAUAUUCUGUUCUCUGCUGCAACUCCGGGUAGUUGGAUAUCCAGUACGAGCACAUGUAAUGAACCACUUCCAGUUGCUCCAAAAGAAAUUCCCGGCGAAAACUACAUCGAAACCCUUGCCGCACUAUACAAAAACUCUGUGGAGCGACGUCGAAUGUUCUACUGUAACGGAUCACUUCGCGAGAUGCUCGGAGGCACCGGCUUAAAGAUGCGACCAACGAGAUUUGACGAACGAUAUUACAAGGAAAAAAUGCGAUUUGAGUUGGUUUUGUACGUGGAGAUGAUGAAUUCAAUGAGCGUGUUCCGACAGAUGGACCUGGAUACCAAGGAGACAUUAGUCAAGGGAUGUGCUGUGUCAUUGGCCAUGCUGGAGAAAUAUUAUAUUUCUGUGAAAUAUGAUGGGUUGAGAACUCAAAAACUAAUUGCUCCGGACGGGUCCUACACGGAUUUGAGUGAUCAUGGUGCUCAAUUCGACGACGAAUUCACACAAAUCACCGAGUCUGUCAUGGACAAGGAAACGUGUCUGAAACUGCUCUACGACCCGCUGCGGUCGUGUUUGAACGAACUUGGAUCCGCGUUAGAGCACUCUAGAAUGACAGACACCGAGUUUUGUGCUCUUUUUGCAAUAUUGUUAUUCAAUACAGCCGCUGAUAACUUAUCGGACGCGAGUCGUAACGCCGUAGUGAUGGCCAGAAAUCGGGUGAUGAAGGAUUGGUUCGAGUUUUAUGCGAAACAGGGGAUAGACCCACAUGAGGCUGGUCUUCUCGUGGGCAACACGUUGCUUCUUCUGACAGCCGUCCGCAAUGCGAUGGCAGUUCACCGUGAAAAUUUUCACGUGAUUCGUGUGUUCAAUGUGAUGGAAUAUGAUAAAUUAAUUGAUGAUCUCGCGUUCACGUAACCCCAAAAUGUCCUGCAGUUGUACAUAGAAUACCCAGCCCGCUAGAAAAUACUUUUCGCUAGAAAUUGAUUCGCUAGUUUUAAAGUUUCAAAAGAAAUUGUAAUAAAUAUUUAUAAUUU
Messenger RNA from Caenorhabditis elegans, 1575 nucleotides. RefSeq names its product Nuclear hormone receptor family member nhr-76 (gene nhr-76). Gene Ontology annotation, molecular function: sequence-specific DNA binding; RNA polymerase II cis-regulatory region sequence-specific DNA binding; zinc ion binding. Gene Ontology annotation, biological process: intracellular receptor signaling pathway; regulation of DNA-templated transcription. NCBI's taxonomy places the organism in Eukaryota, Metazoa, Nematoda, Chromadorea, Rhabditida, Rhabditidae. Gene Ontology annotation, cellular component: nucleus. The coding region runs from base 14 to 1456 and encodes 480 amino acids. The transcript is spliced from 9 exons. The record is from RefSeq and is marked reviewed.